AUGAAGCCAAUCACACUCUACUCACACCAAUAUGGGCCGAACCCAUGGAAAGUGGCGCUCAUCUUAGAAGAGCUUGGAGUUGACUACAUGACCAUCUUUGUCCCCUUCACAGAAGCCAAACAAACGCCCUACACAAUGCUCAACCCCAACGGUCGUCUCCCAUCAAUCACCGACCCGAACACCGGCCUCACGCUCUGGGAGUCCGGCGCGAUUGUUGAGUACCUGAUUGAUCACUACGACAAGGGGCACAAGAUAAGCUACGCGCCAGCUGAUCCGCCCGCCGAACAAUACUAUCAUCAAGCACGCCAGUGGCUCUUCUUCCAGGCCUCGGGUCAGGCGCCGUACUACGGACAAGCAGCAUGGUUCGCGCGAAUGCACCCAGAGAAGAUUCCGUCCGCGAUCGAGCGGUAUCGCAACGAGAUCUACCGCGUCACAUCCGUUCUCGACAAUGUGCUCGCCGGGCGAAAGUGGCUGGUUGGCGAUAAGUGCACCUACGCCGACUUGAGUUUCGUCUCAUGGCAGCGCUGGGCUGUCACCUAUGGCGGCGAUGAUCUGUAUGAGAGGUAUCCCCAAGCUGGGGAGUGGAUGUCUCGUCUUGAGAAGCGAGAGACCGUGAAAAAGGUUUAUGCGGAUCAGGAUCGGGCUAUUGCUAAGCUUGAGGGCAAAUGA
Penicillium concentricum is the source of this 669-nucleotide messenger RNA. Its product is annotated as glutathione S-transferase family protein. Bases 1 to 669 code for a protein of 222 amino acids. NCBI's taxonomy places the organism in Eukaryota, Fungi, Ascomycota, Eurotiomycetes, Eurotiales, Aspergillaceae. The record is from RefSeq and is a predicted model, not a curated record. The transcript has a single exon.